UUCUGACUAGACAAUUUAAAUUAAUUUAAUUUUCCGGUGGUGGCUUCGCUGGUUGGUUAGUUUAUGAGAUUUCUUCUUCAUUACAACAACUUUCCUCUCUCUCUCUCUCAUGGUGAUCGCCGGCGGCCGGAGAUAGAGUAUUGAUUUGAUGACGUCAGUUCAAACUCAAAAUGGGGAGCAAUCGAAACCAUCAAGAUCGAAACUUGCUGAUCUGGUUCGUCAAUACGUGCUGGCGAUGAGACACGCCAAGCUCAACGGUCUCAAGCUAAUUGAUCGUUGGAAGACGAAUCAAGUCCACGCCUUGAAUCCGCCGGAAACUUCCGCCGUCGGAGACGGCGGCAAGCGUACGAUCAGCUCACUUCUUUCGAUCCCAAACGACUCUGUUUCACUCCCUGAAGCUGUAGAUCAUCUUCUUCUCUAUGACCUUCCGACAACUGAUCUCCUCGAACCUCAAAUUGACCCGUUUCUUAAACCCGUCGAUUGCGUCGACGAUUUGGCCGACGUACACCGCCGUCUAGAGAUAUGUUCCGCCUCCGAGAAGUCAUCCAUGUAUAUGGAAAAGUAUAGUCUAUUGCGCGGUCUUGGCGACCCGAAGCUUCUUCGUCGAUGUCUCCAGGCGGCGAGGCAAAAUGCCGGCGAUGUUCACUCGAAGGUUGUUCUGUCGGCCUGGCUACGGCACGAGAGGAGAGAAGAUGAGCUUUCAGGGAUUUCUUCGAUGAACUGUAUUGGAAGAAUCCUAGAAUGUCCCAAGGCCGCGCUGAUAAAUGGGUAUGAUCAGAAUUCGGUCCUUGAUCGUUGCCUCUGUUACACCACGGAUGAUUUAGAUAAAGGUGAAGUUGAAAUCUCAUUAAAUACGGAGAAACCAUUUAUGAAUGAAGGAAAAAUCAUCACCUUUUACAUCGAGAAUGAGGAGAUAUACUGUGACAGAGAAAAGAUGGCGAGACUUUCGACCCCGUUGAAGACGAUGUUGUAUGGUGAAUUCGCCGAAUCUAAGAGGAAGAAGAUUGAUUUUUCGGGAGUCGGGAUAUCAAAAAUGGGUAUGAGAGCCGUGGAGAUUUUCAGCAGAACAAGUAGAUUGGAUCCAUCUGUUUCACCCAAUCUUGUUCUUGAGUUACUCUCUUUCUCUAAUAGGUUCUGCUGCGAGGAAUUGAAAACAGCUUGUGAUAAUUACCUAGCAUCAAUUGUUUCCAACAAAGAUGAAGCAUUGAUUCUUAUUGAUUACGGAUUGGAAGAGGCGGCAAGUCUUCUUGUUGCCUCAUGCUUGCUCGUUUUGCUAAGGGAGCUUCCCGGUACCCUCUACUGUCCUAAGGCACAGGAAAUAUUCUGUGAAUUGGAAACUGGAAAUAGGCUGUCCAUGGCUGGUCAUUCCUCUUUCCUACUGUACUAUUUCUUAAGCCAAGUAGCCAUAGAAGAGAACAUCACUUGGGAUAUCACGUUAAUGCUCACCAAAUGUAUGAAAGAAUGCGCAAGAGAGAAAUGGCAGAGAAAACUCGCGUUUCACCAAUUGGGAUGUGUGUUUCUCGAGAGAAAUGAAUACAAUGACGCCGAGUUAUGCUUCAUAGCCGCCGCUGAAUUGGGUCAUGCUUAUUCCGUCGCCGGAAUCGCGAGAACUAAACACAAACGGAAACAGAGGUUUUCGGCUUACAAGCUGAUCGAUUCAUUAAUCUCCGAAAACAAAGCAGUUGUUGGGUGGAUGUAUCAAGAACGAUCCUUGUACAAUGUCGAUUUCAAAAGGAUAUUGGAUCUGAAAACAGCUUCAGAUUUGGAUCCCACUCUUCCGUUUCCGUAUCAGUUCAGAGCGGUGACGUUCUUGGAGGAAAACCAGAUUGAAUCCGCCAUUUCCGAGCUAAAUAAAAUAAUCGGGUUCAAGGUUUCGCCUAUUAACCUUGAAUUGAGAGCAUGGUGUUAUAUCGCCCUUAAGGACUAUAAAUCCGCCAUUAGAGACAUUCGAGCUCUUUUAAUGCUUGACCCAGAUUAUGUAAUGCUUAAUGGCAACAUAAAAGGGUGUAAUUUCAUUGAUAGGCUUAGCCAACAUGUUCAGAGUUGGGGACUUGGUGAGUGCUGGAUGCAACUCUACGAUCGUUGGUCAGCCGUUGAUGAUAUCGGCUCAUUAGCAGUUAUACAUCAAAUGCUCGAAAACUGUAACGCAAAUGGAAAGAGCUUCCUGUGGUUUCGACAAUCGCUACUUCUUCUAAGGUUAAACUGUCAGAAAGCGGCUAUGCGCAGCUUGAGAUUGGCUCAAAACCAUGCUGCAUCUGAUCAUGAAAGACUGGUUCAUGAAGGAUGGAUUCUAUAUGAUAUGGGAAACAGAGACGAGGCGUUAUCCAAGGCUGAAUUGUCGAUUUCAAUUCAGAGAUCGUUUGAAGCUUUUUUCCUCAAAGCAUAUGUUUUAGCAGACGCGGUUCUUGAUCAGGAAGGCUCGUCGCUUGUCAUAGGAUUGUUGGAGGAAGCUCUUAGAUGCCCUUCUGAUGGUCUUCGGAAAGGACAAGCAUUGAAUAAUUUGGGAAGCAUUUACGUGGAUUGUGGGAAGCUGGAUCUUGCGGGGGAAUGUUAUUCAAAGGCCCUUGAGAUCAAACACACUAGAGCCCAUCAAGGGCUGGCAAGGGUGUAUCAUCUAAAGCAUGAAAGAAAAGUGGCUUACGAAGAAAUGACGAAACUUAUAGAUAAAGCAGAGAACAAUGCAUCGGCUUACGAGAAGAGAUCAGAGUAUUGUGAACGCGAAUUGGCCAGUUCGGACCUAAGUAUGGCCACGCUGUUGGAUCCUCUGAGGACUUAUCCAUACAGAUACAGGGCAGCAGUGGUGACAGUUUUGAUGGAUGAGCAAAGAGAAAUGGAAGCUGUGGAAGAGUUGACGAAAGCCAUAGCAUUCAAACCGGACAUGCAGAUGUUAUAUCUUCGAGCAGCAUUCUACGAAUCAAUGGGCGAAUUAUCUCUUUCAAUCCGUGAUUGUGAGGCAGCUCUUUGUUUGGACCCGACGCACAAAGACACUGUGGAUAUGUAUAAUAGAAUGCGAAUUCAAUCCCAAUCUUAGAGAUACAUGAACGCCUUUUCAUUAUAAGGAAUAUGAAUUUGGCAAAGCGAGACGAUUCGAUUAGCGAGCCAAUGGCUCAUGCAAUUUGGUCCAUUCAAUUGAUAGAUGAACCACGUUUCUUUUUAGCUUAUGUAAAUAGAUAAAAGCAGUAGAGUUGUUGAUGCUUUUCAGUCUACUCCUACUUUAAAUUUUCAUAUUUUAAAGGCAUACAACAAGAAAAUGAAAAAGAGUUGUUGGCCUGGAUGAACUUGGAUGAACUUCUGUAUUCUCAA
Impatiens glandulifera is the source of this 3303-nucleotide messenger RNA. RefSeq names its product ethylene-overproduction protein 1-like. Lineage: Eukaryota; Viridiplantae; Streptophyta; Magnoliopsida; Ericales; Balsaminaceae. Gene Ontology annotation, molecular function: protein binding. Gene Ontology annotation, biological process: negative regulation of ethylene-activated signaling pathway. The transcript is spliced from 4 exons. The coding region runs from base 149 to 3031 and encodes 960 amino acids. The record is from RefSeq and is a predicted model, not a curated record.